Molecule: messenger RNA, 1552 nt
Organism: Mercurialis annua (annual mercury)
Lineage: Eukaryota; Viridiplantae; Streptophyta; Magnoliopsida; Malpighiales; Euphorbiaceae
Exons: 4
Coding region: 130-1338 (402 amino acids)
Source: RefSeq, a predicted model, not a curated record
UUAUACUAAAAACUCUCAGUGGCAAGUGCAACAACCCGGCGAGGACCUUCUUGUUACACCAUCCCCAACUCACAUUUCAAGUCUCUCUCUCUCGUAUACUCUGAUCACAUCCAAUUUUUCCACUCAUCAAUGGAAGCUACAGUCAGGCUUUUGAAUCGCCAGCUCCUCACCAAAUCAUCUAUCCUCGUUAAUCCUCCUUGCAUUUCUUCCCAAUCUUCUCCAUUUCAUUCUCAUCUAUCUUUAACAAUCCCUCACCACCGUAAAUUCCAUCACCGCCACCGCCCUCUUCAAAUCCGCUCUUCCUAUUCACCAAAUCCAAAUUCAACCCCAAUCUUUAUCAACAAUUCUCUUCUCUCUCUUUCCUUUUCUCGUCUCUUAAAUGACCUAUCGUUUAACAAUUCCAAUUUCACCUCCAAUUUCAAGUCCAAUUCAAAUAAUCCCAUUUUCACAUGGAACAAAGCUGUCAUUAAUGAGAACAAUGCUGGUAUUUCGGGUGGCGACGGACCAGUUGUGACUGUAGUGUUGUUGGGUUGGCUUGGAGCACAGCAGAAACAUUUAAAAAAAUAUGUGGAGUGGUAUAAUUCAAGAGGGUUUCAUGCUGUUACAUUUAUUGUGGACAUGGGUGAGUUGGUUCGGUUUGAUUUGGGUGAGAGAGUUGAGAAGCGUGUCACUGGUUUGGCUAAUGAACUGAUUUCGUGGGUUUCGGAUAGAGAGGAAGAUGGUAGAGAAAGAUGUUUGUUUUUUCAUACAUUUAGCAACACUGGUUGGUUUGUGUAUGGUGAUAUUCUCGACAUUUUGCGAGAUAGAGAGGACUUGAAAGAGAAGAUUAAAGGUUGUAUUUUUGAUUCCGGAGGGGGCGAGCCGUUUAACCCUAAGGUCUGGGCUGCUGGAUUUUCUGCUGCUUUGUUGAAGAAACGAAGCUCUACAGCGCAACAAUUGGGUGAGAUGAGCAAAAUAAAUGGAUUAGAACAUCAAUCUGGCAACUCGAAGGAACCACCUUUGGUUGAAGCCAUGGUGCUAUCAUUAUUGGAGAUGCUAUUCUCUUUCAUACUGAAGUUGCCUGAUGUAGAUCGGAAGUUAAGAAGAACAAUCUCAGUCCUGACGAAGGAGCAGCCUAAUUGCCCUCAGCUUUAUAUGUACAGCACAGCAGACAAGGUUGUUCCGUUUCAAUCUAUUGAAUCGGAGAUGGAGGUUCAGAGGACGAUGGGAAGGAAAGUGUUAAGCUAUAAUUUUGAAUCAUCUCCUCAUGUGGAUCACUACCGAGCUUAUCCAGACACAUAUCAAUUGCAAUUACAUAAUUUCUUAAGAGAGUGUUUAACUGUAGUUAACCACACUUAAACUGUUAUUUGUGGUCCCUUAUUUAUCGCUAGGAUUACUGAUCAUAUAGGUUCACAAUAUUUACUAGCAUUGUAGUAAUUCAUUGAAGUGGCGACCGCUUGUGUUCUUUCUGAAGGAAAUGUGACAUGUAGGGUCUGCAUUUUGGAUGGAUACAGUUGAGAAUAGUUAAGAGCUGCAUUAAAUGGUUUCUUGAGAGGCUCAAUUUGUUGAUGAA